ACAUACUGCACGUCAGACGUACGAAAGGGGGCGCUUUACAAAAAGGAAUCGCAACGACAAAUGGCGACUUGACAACGGCAAGCUGUUCUCUCGUACCGCACAGAGCCGUUCAUCAUUCAGAGUUUGUGAAUAUAUAUAGCUGCCAUGGACCGUUAAACCAGUUUGUGUCGACACUCGAGUGGUUAUUGAACCAGCUUCUCUGAGGACUCUAUCAUGUCGUCGUCUCUCCAGCAGUCGCUAUCACCACGUGUGAUACCUCUCCUGAAAGACUCGCAGCAAACACCUAAUAAGACACCACAUGCUCACAUCUCCAAGUAUGCUGACCCUAAGCUGCUCUCAUCAACAUGGGCAUUGGAUAUCAGAAAGGAAAUUGACCAGCUUGAGGGGAAUGGUCAGCGGCCGGACAAUUCCUUGGUCAAUGACCUGAUCACAGAACUCAGUGCUGCAUUCAUAUCAGCCUUACAGAGGAACAGUCGGAAUCAGUGGCUUUACCUAGCAGAGGUUCUAAGGAUGUGCAUGCCGUAUUCUCAAUACCUACAAGAUGAUGACCAGCUCAAGCACUAUGUGAAUAGGAUAUAUUACCAAGGAAGACAGUACAACACUCCAACUGCAGGAUCAGAUCUAGAUGACUUGGUGGCCAAACUCUUCCCAAAAGCUGUACUAGCAUUGAAAUCUACAGGAGGAGAUGCCAAGGAUUAUCGUAACCCUCUCACCCCUGCUAGGUCACCCACCGGCACAUCUCCCAGAUACAACCCACUCUCAAUGUCUCUACCAGAUGGAGCAGAUCCCUAUACGCUGGAAAGACCAGGAGAUGAGGAGAAGCACACUCCAAGAGGCAUCAACCUGGGGCACAUACGGGAGGUCCUCCCAUCGGUUGUCAUGGAAACCACUAGACAUGAGGCUGUUUGGAGCGAAGGCCUUGGUUUGACAGCUGCGGCCAUGAACAUAGACCUCAACGACAAGGUGCCUUCUCCGCGCAUACCAGCACCCCCGCCCAGGCUUCCGGACUCUUCUUGGAAAGUUAAAGGGCCCCCUCUACGUCAAGAAGACCUGGCAGUCAGUGAAGCUGCUGAAUCGGAACUAAGUGAGGUUGUUCCGCUCACCGGCAAAGAGGUCGUGGAGAUGUUUGGCAAAGGUCGUCACCUUGGCAACGCCAAAUUCAUCUAUCUGAACCGUACCCCAACACGACACUUCAUGCCCUACGAGUUCACCGUCGUGCCCAAGCACAAGGCCAACCCCAAUGAACACUGGAUCGUGUCGUGCUUCGGAAUCAUGCACAAGGUCAAAGGUCAACCAGCAAACAGCAUGAACCUGUAUGACUGGCACAGAGAAGCUGUCCUGUGGGGUAUCCUGACUAAGAUUCCAUUCUUCAAGUACUACCUAGUUAGGAAGUUAUUCAAUAGAUGGAGGUCUGGUAAGAAGCACCAGGAGUUCUGUAACAUCAGGAAGAGGGUCCAUGAGAGUCUCCUGCUGGCUGUACCAGGGUUUGGAGCUGCCUCCAUCCAGAUCUCCAAGCUCCUCCAAGAGCUAGGCACCGUACGCUUUCUCCCCCUGGAGCUCGACCAUUGCUUCACCCUACCUGAAUUUGAACACAGGACUAAGAUGAUGUACAAAGCUGGCCAGCAGAUCCUGAACAAGUUCUUUCACUUUUUGAAAUUGAUCUUGGAUAAAGCCUGUGAGGACUCCUAUGAGAUGCUGGACUUUUGCAAACAACAAACCAAGAAGGACAAAGCCCUAUUUUCCAAGGAGUCAUUGUUUGUGCAGAGACAGAAGAAAGAACAGAGAGAAACCAACCUACUGAAAGCACAGAAUGAAACUAAGCGUCUUGGGAACUUUGUUCUGCUGAUCGAUCAGAUCCUAGUUUGCCAUCUUCUUGCCUUGAGCCGGUACAACAUCUGUACCUUUGUCAGGCACACCAUGGUGGGGAGCAUCGAUGCGCCCCGGGAAGCCCUCUACAGGGCCAAGCUAAACUUUACAAGUAAAGGAGCGUUGACUCUGUACCCAUCCAAGCAAAUGUUCUUGGAUACAGUCGAUGCAAUCCUCGUCAAGCUAGCAGACAUCAUCAGUGAUGCAGCCAGGCCUAUUGAGGAGGUGACGGCUGGAUGGAUUGGAAACCAGCGAGAAAAACUCUUCCACAAAGAUGAGGAGGAAGAGGAAGGUCGAUCCCCUUCUAAAUUGUCGGUCAAAGAUGGUGCUUCGCUUCAGAGAUUGAUUUCUACAGCAGCAGAACGACUCCAGGAACCUCUCUUGGUUGAGCAAAAAACUCCCAGGAAGGAGUCUGACAACCUAGGGGUCGCGACCCCCGAACUCUGCAAGAAGACCGACCUCCAGGAGGACUAUGUGGUCGUUGGAGAGCGCAUGGUUGGACAGUACAACCCGCUCACUGAAGGGAGUCUGGCAGACAGACUAUUGGCAGAUGAGGAGAUAUCAUCGGCCAGAGAGCUAGAAACAGAGAUCAUCACAGCGGCCUUGGAAGAAAUUGAUAGUUUCUGUGACGACCAUUCGUGGCUUGCUGAUAUCCACCGCUUUGCUCGCAAGUGGAACAAGGAUGCUGUCAUGCAAUGGAAAAGAGCACAGGCUUACAGCAUAGAGACCAAACUAGGUGAGAUCCGUGACUGGUGCGAUCAAGUGAAGAAUGCGGACCGCAGCUUUGUGACCCAGAACGGACUCUUCCAUGUCGACUGCGGGGCCAUCCAGGAAGACCUCGUCCCUCUUCUCAACAACGCAUUCAGGGAUCUUCUCAACUUCACGGCCAGUGAGGCCAAGAACCUCUCUGUGGAGUUCAUGACUGAAGUCAAAGGCGUGGUGAUGGGUAUGAAAGAGAAGACUUCCGAUGUGAAAGCUUUUGCUGACUAUGCCCAGCAGUACAACAAGUACAAGAUUAAGAUGCCUGAGCUACAGAAAGAAGUAGAAUAUGUCAAGUCUCUAUUUGAGGUGAUCCGUCUGAGCUACCGUUCAUUGACUCCGGAGGAGGAGAAGUGUGAGGAAGGGGUGUGGCAGAGCUGGGAGGCCUUCCUUCUUCAGCUCCAGGAUGCAGCAGAGUUCGUCAACAUGCAGACCCCCAUCCAAAUUGGCGAUCUUGAUGAAACCUACCAGCAUCUAUACAGUGAAGCCAAGAGGAUCUCAAGUGAGGCUUCUAAAGGUAUUUUCUUGGAUCCAUCUCAGAACCCCAUGAUGAUCUUGGACAAGCUCACUGAGCUCUUUGAAAAGUUCACCUCAGUGACCACUAGAAUCAACGAGUGUAGCCAGCACAAGUUCAAGAUCACCGGUCAGAACUACAAUGCAACCGAGCUGACCGCUAUGCUCCAGGCCAUGACCGUCAGGUCCAAACUAUGGAAGUUUGUAGAGGUCACGACAGGUGGCAUUAUGGAUUGGAAGUACAUGCUUUUCAGAAAGAUGAACGUGGCUAAAGCUAUGACAAAGGUGACGGACUGGCAGCAGGCUGCCGGGCAGCUGAAGCAAGUGUUGCCCCAGGGUGACCUGGUACUGGCCCAUUGGUACCAGCUACUCUCAGACUUCAAGGAAGACUUGCCUCUUCUACUCAAGCUAUCCAGUGAUUGCCUUAAGUCUCGGCAUUGGAAGUCCCUCUUCUUGGCAUUGGGGCAGUUGUACGAGCCUGGGCGUCAGUAUUACGUCCGGGAACUCCUCUCCUACAAUCUGAGUGAACACAGCUUUCAGAUCAAUACCAUUUGUGCUGGGGCGACGGCAGAGUUUGAUCUGGAGCAGAAACUGGUGAAGCUCAGGAAGGUCUGGGAAGAGAAAGAGUUCAAACUUGCCAAGUACAUCGCUCCAGGGAAGGAAACGUUUGACUUUGAGAUGAGUGACAAGAAAGGUGGGAGGAAGUCAAUGCCUGAUAUGUUCACACUGAUUGGACAUGAACAGCUCAAGUACCUUCUAGAGGAUAACCAGCUGACUCUUCAGAGCAUGCUUGUGUCCCCUCACCUGGCUGACCUUCGACCUGAAGCAGAUUCCUGGGCAUUGACCCUCAGACAGGUGGAAGACGUGUUGGAGCUAUGGACCGUCUGUCAGAAGAAGUGGUUAUACCUAAGCCAGGUAUUCUCUGAUGAGAUUGUAGGAGAGAGCCAGUCAGAUCUAGCCAAGCAGUUUGAGGGUGUCGACCAGAAGUACCAGGAGUUCAUCACGACCGUGGUUGAAGACCCAAAGGUCCUGUCUGUUCUGAGUAAGAGAAAGGGCACCAAGGGAUACCGAGAGCUGCAGGGAGAUAGUCUGACCAAACUACUCAAUAACCUCAUCAGAACCCAGGAUGAAGUUCUAGCCAACCUGGACCCAUUCUCAGCCACCAAUUACUCCAUUGAAACGGCGCGUCUGAAGUACCCACGUCUUUCCUUCCUCAGUAAUCAUGAGCUCAUCGAUCUCUUCUCGAAUUUCAAGGACAGGGCUAGGUGGAUCCCUCAAGUGAGGGCGCUAUUUCCAGGAGUCCGUCAUUUAGACUUUGAGGCUCCGUCGAGCUCUGAAGAGGGCAUGAGUGCCCUUGAUCUGCUGUUGAAUGCUGACAAGCUUGAAGUGACGGCCCUUCGAGGGUGUUUUGAUGAACGUCUGAGCCUAAUCUCUCCUCUACCUUCCAAGCCCUCUCCUCCCACCUGGAUCAACUCACUGGAGAUCUCUAUCAAGACUACCAUGGGAAAUACACUGCACUCAUGCCUGGAGUCAAGGCUAAGAGAAGGCAUGGUGACUGGAGAUAUCCUGUCAGAGUUGAGUGCCUUAGAAGAGAACCCCACAGCAGACCCUGACGUAGAGGCUCAGCUUAAGAAAGCCGUUCGUCAGAGCUUCUCGCAAUGGCUGCUUCGUUUCCCCUCCCAGUGUGUGCUUACAGGGGAAGCGGUGAUGUGGAGCAGAGAUGUGCAACCAGCUGUCAAAGAGGGCGAUCUUAAACAGCUUGCUCAGAUAAGGGAUAAUCUACAGAGGCGUCUUGAUCAGUACAGCCUGAUCUUGAGAGAGAACUGCCAGUCUCAGGUGUCGUCAAACUCUGCAGCUCGUCUUCAGAUUCUGAUUGGUUCGUUGAUUGAGCAAGGCAUGCACCAUCGAGACAUUGUAGAAGAUCUUUUGAAGAAGAAAGAGCUGUCCAACAAGGAAUUUGACUGGAAGAAGCUGCUGCGCUACGACAUGGACUUCAAGACAGUCUUGUGUGCUCAGUCAGUGGUGGAUCCUGACCAGGAGACUGGGAGGGAAGCUACUAAGUCCACGAUUACCAUGACCGAUGAUGUUUCAACGAUAACUGAUAAACCACAAACACGAGAAGCUGCUUUAGGACCUCGUACCAAGACCGUGGUAGGGACAGGUUUUGCGUUCGGGCCUCUGCGGGUGUCCCAGCUGGGAGCCACUUUCUCUUACGACCAUGAGUACCUGGGGCCUGGGCCUCGCCUUGUGGCCACUCCGUUGACCGACAGAUGUCAUAUGAGCUUGACCACUGCAAUGAGGCAGAGACAGUGUGGUGCGGUCAUUGGUCCAAAUGGUGUGGGAAAGACGGAAACAGUCAAGGAACUGGCAACUUUUAUGGGACAGAAUCUAGUCACAUUGGACUGUGCAGUGGACAGCAGUAUCGUGACGGUCAGUAGGUUCCUAGCAGGAGCGGUACAGAGUGGUUCCUGGAUGCUCUUAGACAAUGCUGACAGGAUGACACAUGGUCUUAUGGCAGUGAUAAGUCAACAGUUGGAGUAUUUAUGUCAUGCUUAUCACAUUCUGCAAGAUACAAGCUCCCUCUACAGUCACAAAGGAGCCAGUAAACAUGACUACAAGAUUCCUGAAACCAGUCCCAAGAGGAGGCACUCCCUAGCAACGCUUCACUCCUACCAAGUACGGGAUGAAAGCCACACCCAUCGACCAACAACAUUUCCAUCAUCUCCAAAUGAGAAGCAUGGACCAUCCGAGUUUGACGACGUGUUAGGAGACGAGGAUGAAGGAUGCGAUGUGGGUCAGUUUGGGAAACGACGCCACUCCAUCUCAAAAGCCCAGUGUACACGUGGAGACCACUAUGACAGUGAUGUCCCAACCGUCCCUCUCUUUGUAGAGAUGCAGGGACCUGCGAUGAUCAGGCGCCCAGCUUCUCGGGACAGUCUUAUGGACUCUCUAGAGUUCAGUCCCCUGCAGCAAUGGAGCUACAAACCCGAGCACUGUGGCUAUGUCAACUUUGACUCCAGGAUGGUCCUAGGCAACGUCAACUACAACUGCUUCAUGACGGUCAACGCAGGAGAUGCCCUUGCGAAUCCAAUCCCUGAUAGCCUUAAGAACUCUAUGCGACCUGUUGCCAUGGUAGUGCCUGACCUGAGCAUCAUCCUAGAGACCGUUUUGAUCUAUAAUGGAUUCCUAGAAGCACCCAUGCUAGCUGCCAAGCUGUGUCAGCUCUGCAAGAUGAUCAAAAACGGGUUCCCUGAAGAAUCUGAUUACCACUUCAGUGUUGGAACCCUGAAAGGCAUCAUCCACCUAGCAACCUCCAGGCUGUACUCCAAGAGGAGACGUUAUCAGCUAUCAGCUAGGAGCAGUGUCAAUGAGAUGUCUAGACAAGCCAGUGAAGUUGAAAUCUUGGAGCCUGGUAAGGGAGAUGACAGUGACUUCAUCUCUGGUCUGGAGCAGGACGACCUCCAUCGGGAGGAGUGUGCCCUGGUCUUUGCCCUCCAGCUGUUCCUGACCCCACGCACCCGUUCCCUGGACCACGCCACCACCCUCAGGAACACCCUGCGUAGCCUCUUCCCCUGGGGGAUGGGCAGGCUAGGGAGGGGGUUGGGGGCGGAGCACGACCCGGUCCUGGUGGAUGCCAUUCAGAGCCAGUUUGUGGCCGACAGCCUACAGGCGACGCCUCUCCAUGUAUCCAAGGUUCUAGAGCUCUAUGAGUCCCUGCGGUGCAAGUCGGGUGUGGUCCUGGUAGGCUUGGCAGGGAGUGGCAAGACGGUGUGCUACCAGACCCUCUGUAGGGUUCUCAACAGUCUUCAAGCUAACCCCCCUACUCCCGAUGGGGGACCCACUGCCCCCAUGCAUGGCCCCAAAGUACAGGGCUUGGAGGGGAUUCCCCGCCAUCAGCUCUCCCAGCCGAUGGAGCGGUUACGACGUGCAGCAGAGGUGGUGUCUUUCAUUACCAUGCACUGGAUGGACACCGCAUCCCGUGGAGCAGAGAAACCAUCCUACCCAAGAGUGGAUUCCUCCGUUAUCUACCCAGCUACUCUCUCCAUGAAAGAGUUGAUUGGUGAGUUUGACCCAACCAGGCACCGUUGGAGGGAUGGCCUGGUCACCUCCCUUAUCCAUGACUCCGGUCAGUCCAUGCAGACCGCCGAGGAAAUGCAGAAAGAACUCCAGGAGAACAAGAAGAAGAACGCCAAGGGAAUGCUCAACCCUCCAACGAUCAUCCAGAAAUGGGUCGUCAUGGACGGGGUGAUAGACCCCAGGUGGGCGGAGACGCUGGCCGGUCUGAUUGGGACAGGGCGUGGCAUGGCCAGUGGCAGAGGAAGGACCAUGUUGUCCAGUGGUGAAAGGCUUCCUAUGCCCGACUGUACUUCACUGAUAUUUGAGACCAGCACAGUGACCAAUGCGUCUCCAGCCACUAUGGCCAGGUGUGCGGUCAUCCACUUUGGCCCGAAUGUGGUCAGCUGGAAGUCCCUGGUCGAAUCCUGGUUUUCAGGGGCUCAAUCCUUCUGGGAGAUCAGCAACAACAGUUUGCAGCUUCUGCAAAACCUGAUAGAUGACACCUUCGCCCGUACCCUAGACUUCCUCUCUAACACCCACUGUGUCCCCGCCCUGGAGUCGGACCUCCCUAGGGCGGGAGAGUCGGGCCAGCGCACCGGGGACGGGAUCAGAGAGGUGGGGUCGUUCCUACGCAUUCUGACUGCCAUGUGUGAUCAUCACCUUGUUCGGGAGAGAGGCGAUGGGAAUGGGGCUUCUGCAGCUCCCAGUGACAACAAACUGGAUGACCGAAGGACCCCCCACCCCACUCCCACACCCACCCCAUCCAUGAGUGUGUGCAGCAUGUCGAGACAUACAGCCAACAAGACCACCAUACUCACAUCCAUGUUCACGUUUGCCUAUGUCUGGGGAUUCGGUGGCCAUCUGCAUGAUAGGCAUGCUGAGAUGUUUGAUCAGUUUGCUCGUCAGCUCCUGGGACGUGCAACGCAUGACAUCAUCCUGCCUCCAGAGGGCACUGUCUAUGACGUCCACAUCGAUGCAAACCUUGGGAUCCUUUUAUCCUGGGCGGAUUCUAACAGAGAGAAGAUGAGAACUAUCAAUGCUAACUUCAUUGUCACACCAGAGGCCGAGAGGUAUUUUCAUCUACUGGACAUCUUAGUUGGAGCAAACCAACCUGUGCUCUUGGCCGGGGCACCAGGUAUAGGCAAGACAGCUCUCAUUCAGAAUAUGGUUCAACCAAGGCACCAUUUCCUGUCCUUCGCCAUGUCCCCAGUCAUGGGCUGUGAGACGAUGGAGAAGAUGAUCGUCAGCAAGCUCCGCCCUAGUAGCUUGGUGAACGUAAGCUCCCAGCCGACGAAGCCAGGUCAGGUGACCAACGACCCGCUCUUCUUUAUCGAUGAUCUUAACUGUGCUGGCAUGGAGAAGACAACAGGGGAGCAACCAUGUAUGGAGCUUCUUCGCCAGCUGAUGGCCGAGGGUAGCAUUUAUCAACGCGACAACCUCUCGCAUUACUCCCUGGAGAAGACUAACUUCCUCGCCGCGUGUUACCCUCCGGGUACGCAGGGUGUCGGGAGCGGCGUCUCGUGCCACAGCCUCAGCUCCAGGCUGGCCAGGCUCUUCGUGGUCCUGACUUACUUCACGCCCUCCGCCGAGUCCCUCAAUCUCUUGCAUGCUGGGAGCCUUCAGAGCUGGCUGGAGGAGUUUCCCGCCUACUCCCUCAACCACCACUAUGAACUUGCCCAGGCUAUCUUAAAGGCCACCAUCAGCCUGCACUCUCUAAUCAAGAGACAGCUGAUGACUAGCCCCGUCAACCCCCACUACGUCUUUUCUCUCCAUGAUGUCAACCGUAUCGUCCAAGGCAUGUUCCUCAUGGCCAGCAGGUCAGGCAGGUCAAAGGGCAGGCAUGGAAGGAGAGGUGGAGGUCAAAGGUCACAAGCUAAAGGAACCAAUCGAAGCCGGAGAGGGAGAACAGAGAAGCUCCAGAAAGAAGGUCCGCCGCCGAUGAUGAGAACCGUCAUUAGACUGUGGUGCCACGAGGCUUGUAGAACAUACUAUGAUAGAAUAGUGUCUAGAGAUGACCAAUCCUGGUUUCGGAAUACCCUGGAAGAGGUCAUUCAGACUCAUUUCUGUGGUGGUCCUCUUAAGAGAUACAGACCUAGCCCACCUCCCAUCCCAGUUCCAGAUCCUGUUCCAGAUCCUGUUCUAGAUCCUGUUCCAGAUCCAGAGAAAGGGGAGGAGACUGAGAUAAUCGAAGACCAGGAUGACUCCGCCCAACCAUCUACCCCUCCCUUGCCGGUCUCCCCUACACCCACAAUGAAUACUGCAACGGAUGAAGCUGAAGCACCAACAGAGGGCGCUACAGGGACCAACGAUGGGGACAAAGAAGUGUUUGAAACCAGCACCCCACCCCUCUCAUUUCCUCACACUGACACCCCUAUUGAUGUGAAUGGUGAAGGCCCGGGUGGAUUCGAUGCCGAAUCAGAAAUCAGCAUAGCAUCAGUGAGUUCUUUGGAUGUGCCUCUAGAGCUGAAACCAGAUCCUACCAGUACCCCUGCCCCGGUACCAGCGAUAGUCAUGGACCUAGCCCCAGACACAGAAAGCUCCCAGUCCCCGAGGACGUUCCAGCCUUUCCCCCCUCCUCCGAGAAACAAGGCCCUGCAGCCGACGCCCCCCUCCCAGCCCAUGGUACACCCUGCCAUCAAGAAGGAAGGGGAUGAUAGUAAGACAAAGGUGGGGCUCAAGAGAGGGGUGACGUUCAAACCAGGAUUGAUUCUUACCGAUGCAAAGGAGGAGGAUCUGGAUAUCUUUAAGGGACCAUUGAUUGAGAUGAGUCAGCUGAAAGAAACAGAUGAAGAUUUAUGUGCAAUAACCUUCGCCAAAUUUGUGCCUGGAAUCGGGAAAGAAGGAAACUAUGUGGAGUACACUGAAUCUAAGCUCCAAGCAGGACUAGAGAUAUGUCUAGCCCAGUACAAUGCGACCGCCCAACACAAGAUGGAGCUAGUCUUUUUCACAGAGUCCAUCAGACACAUCGCAAGGCUGACUAGAGUACUUGCAUCUGAAAACGCCAAUGCACUGUUGAUAGGUCUUACCAAUGGCACAGGACGUUCCUCCCUCACCCACCUUGCCUCCCACAUGGCCCGCUGUAAGCUCUACACCCCACAGCUGACCAGAGAUCCUGCUGAGAAUCGACAAAGGCUCCGGCACCAGAUGAAACGAGCCAGCAAGACAGCGGGGCUGGUCGCUAGGCCGGCCGUGCUACUGGUCAAGGAAGACAUCGGACCGGAAGUCAUGGAGGACGUCUGCUGUCUCAUUCAAGAAGGCACGUGUCCUGACCUGUUUACUGGUGAGGAACUUGAGUCCUUUGCCUCCCAGAUGUUGACUGGAGCCAAGGUGGUAGCAGGACAGCGGAACCAACGUCUUGAGAUGGCACAGGAGAGAUUCCUGAGGACCAUUAUGAAGAAUCUUCAUGUUGUGGUCUGCAUGGAUUGUCAGAAUCACAAUUUGGGAAGUCUUUCAGAUCGUCUGAGAAGGUAUCCAAUCCUGCUGAACUCCAGUCACUGUGUUGAUAGCUAUCUACCCUGGACUCAAGAGGGCCUGGCAAGAGUAGCGCAGCACUGGCUGAAGGUACCCACCAGAGAUGCUUACACUGAUAAGCGUAUUCGACUUCCCUGGCCCUCUCACUUCCAAGACCAAGGAGUGGAAGCGCUGUGCCAGGCCAUGGCCUACGUGCAUACCACGGCUGCAGCGACCACCGAGAGGCUCUAUGUCAAACCUUUCAAAUUCUUCACUCCGAGGAACUACCUGGAUUUCCUGGACCUCUUCAAGAACCUGACCUACAAGAUCACCAAGGAGGAGAGGGCGAAUGUGGAUAAGUUUGAAGAGGCACUGGACAAGGUGAAUGAGGCCUUUUCCAGCAUAUCUGAUUAUCAUGCCGAGAUUGCUGCCCUCAAUCCACAACACCAGAAGGCUAAACAACGUACGGAGCAGAUUCUGGAAGAGGUUCAUGAGUGCGAGCAGAUAUUUGCAGAUGCAAGGGGUAAUUGUACUGAGGAUGAAAAAGAGAUCACGGCACUGCAGGAACCUCUAAAUGACAUGAAGAAAGAAGCACAGGCAGAGCUAGAUAAGGUGAACCCUGUGUACGAGGCAGCUCUCCAUGCCCUAAGGAGCUUGGACAAGUCUGCCCUGAACGAGCUACGUACAUUCCAUGCUCCACCAAUCAAGGUCAUCAAUGUCAUCAAUGCUGUAUGCCUCAUGUUCAGACAACAGAUGAACUGGUCCAAUGGCAAGGUCCUCAUCAACCGGAAGAACUUCUUCCAGGAGCUUGAGUUCUACGACAAGACCGCCAUCCCCACUGACAUCUUCCACAAGCUCAACGUGCUCUUCAUCCAGGAUCCGACCUUUGACCCCGAGGUCAUCAAGACGGCCAGUGUCGCGGCCAGCUCGUUGUGCAUGUGGGUGCAUGCUGUCUAUGCCUAUGCCGUCAUCCAUCGCAACAUGAGACCCAAGCUGCAAGGCGUGGAGGAAGCAGAGGCUAAAGUUCAAGAGGCACAAGGUCAUCUUGGCAGCAAGCGAGUGAAGGCGCAGGACAUGAAAGGAAUUCUGGAGCAGAAGCGCAAGGAAUAUCAAGAGAGUAUCAGACAGGUCAAACUCUAUGAGAAGAAAAUGCAGACCAUUGAGACCAAGAUCAAAGUAGCUACAGAUAUGAUGGGCAACAUGGAAGAGCAGCACAAGAGCUGGAAGGACAGUCUGGACCUGUCUAACAGCCACCUCCAGACUGCUCCUGGUGACUCCCUCCUGGCAGCGGCCUGCACCACCUACAUGGGCCCAAUGGAUGAGACCACCAGAGCUCUGGUGCUUGCCGAUUGGCUGCAUGCCUGCAGUAAUGGGAGAUACCAAGUUGUACCGGGGAGGGGCAGCACGCCGAAUGGGAGGGAGAAUUCCUUUGCAGCAAGUCCUGCUCUGAAUGCGGCGCGAGAGGUCAAUGGUGUCCUACCUGACAACGACAGCCCUUCAGCAGAAGUUGAUCUUCCUCCGCAGCUGUCCAUCAUUGACGAGGACAACGAUGAUGGCAGCCACGGUUCGACGCCCAGGAGAGAACAGCCAGAAUCUGAGAUUAACCCUGCUGUACCCAUCAGACAGAAUUUCAGUGUAGAAGAUAUCCUUAGUGAUAAGGAAGAGCUAGACAACUGGAGGCACAGCAGCAGCGUGGUGUGCGAUCAGUUCUCAGUGGACAAUGCGCUAUAUACCCGUGCGUGUAUAAUCGGAAGACGGCGUCAGUGGCCACUCCUGAUCGACCCAGAUAACCAAGCUCUUAGCUGGAUAGUGCAGCUGCAGGAGAAAGGAUUGGCUAGUUUCCAUGAAAUUGUAUAUGAAGAGGAAGAAGAGGAGGAAUCUUUCGUCCAGGAUGGUGGUCUGGAGGAAGAACUGAACAACCCCCAGCUGACGGAGGAGCAUCUGAUGGAGAGCAGGAACCUGGAGAGUGUAGCGACCUCAAACUUUGGUCUGAGUAGGGCCGAUCAGAGCUCUCUUGGGGGAGAGACAGACUAUGGCACGGAGUUUCCUGAAACACCUAGGACACUCACCACGAAUGGUGGAGUAACUCCUAAGGACAACAUGAGCGAGAAGGACUUUGACAUCCACAGUAUGGGCACCAGCAACCACUCCAUGACAACCCAUCCCUUGUCCGUCGACCUCGACGGUGCACGACCCUUCUCUAACCUCUGGGUCGUGUCGGCCGACGACUUCCUGCUGGAAGAGAGGUUGAUCCAGUCCGUCGUAAUGGGACUGAGUUUGGUCGUCACGAACCUGGAAAGGAAGGACUUGGAUGUGAAGUUUAAUGACGUGUUGAGUAGGAAUGUAGUGGAGAAUGAGGAAGGGGAGAAGUCGGUGAGGAUCGGAAGCCACAUGUACAGCUAUAACACAAGAUUCCACCUCUAUUUGACAACAUCUGUACCUCUAGAGUUGGAUGGUGCAGGCUUCCUGAAGCCCCACACGGACCAGUUCUCUAUGAUUGACAUGUCGGUCAACCAGGAAGGAUUGAAGACCCUUCUCCUCAUCGACGUCAUGGAUGCGGAGAGACCUGACUUCGCUAACCAUCAACACUCUGUCAAGUCUGAUAUAAGAGGACAUAAUAAGAUGCUCCAAGAAACACAUCUGGAUAUUCUGAACAAAGUGAUAGAGUUGAACCAUGGUAUUCUUGAGGAUGCUGUAUGGGGCGACACCCUCACCACCCAUCACCAGACAAUCCAGGACACCAGCUCCAACCUCAAGGAGAGCUGCAACCUCCUGGAACAGCUCCUGGUAAAGCAACAUCCUUAUCAAUCCGUCGCAGAGCACGGUACCCUCCUAUACUCCACCAUCAAACGCAUCUGGCAGCUCCUCCCGACGUACUACAUCCCUCUCCGCCGGUUUAUUCGCUGGUACGCCAAGACGCUCCGUGCCCGCGAGAAGGACCGCACAGAUACCGCCUCGCUCAAGGCGCGGGCGGUGGAGCUCUGCAAUGCUCUCACGGAGGAGAUUCACGCUUAUCUUUCAUGCGGACUCUUCCAGCAUCACUCUGAUCUCUUUGUAUUUCUGGUUGCAAUGGAGAGGAUGCGGUCGUCAGGGGAGAUAUCGCAAGCCGAAUGGGGUCUGCUUGUCAAUGGGCUGGAUGGAGCAGUACCUAGAGAACGGGAGACUGUGUUUGAUGAUGCUAAUGAUAGCACUGUGAUUCCAGAGUGGCUUACUAAUGAGAUUUGGAUCAAGUGUGGUCACCUAGAGCAGUUGGUUCCAGCCUUCCACGGUCUGAGGCAAUCCAUGCUUCGUCACUCCAGCCAGUGGAAGGAAUACUUCUCCUGCAAACCCGUUCUCCUGGCUCCCGUGCCUGGCCCAGACCUUCAGAACCUCAGCUUCUGCCAGAAAGCGCUGCUGUGGCGGGUGGUCCUUCCCGACCGGCUGGCUGUGAUAUGCAGGCACCUCGUGGUCUAUGAGCUAGGAGCCCACACGGCACGUCCAGAGGUGUACAACGCUGAGGAAGUCCUGCAGAGAACCUCCAGGAAUAUCCCUCUGAUCUUUGUCCUUCCUGCAAGCUACCAUGAUGGGGAACAGACUGGAAUGGAAGGUCACACAGUAAUAGAUCCCCUUGCUGAGAUCACUCUCUACUGCAAGCAGAAGAACGUCCGCACUGUUAUCAACACCGUCUCGCUGGGCAAUGAGAAGCAGAUGAGUCAGGCUGUGGAUGCCUUGCAGGAAUGUGUCAUGCAUGGUCAUUGGCUGAUUCUCAACAACUGCCAGGCUGUCGACCAGUGGAGUGAAGAGUUCCUUCAAAUCAUCCAGCACCUUGUGACUCCUGCAACUAAUGUUGAUAAGACUCUGCCUGCCAAGCCUGUGGAGAAGACAAAGCGAGACGACUCCACAAUAACAGACACUACGUCCCAGGCAUCUCGUUGCCCGUCCAGUAUGUACGAGGGUAUGGAAGUCCAUUCUAACUUCAAGCUUAUCUUCAUCACUACGGCUGACAGCAGGACUCCUCUUCCUGGGUUAGUGAUUCAGAAUGGUAUGCAGGUGGCUUGUCAGACCAAUACUAACUUCAAAGCAACACUGAGGACCUUCUUCAACCAAGCCAUGGCUGCCGUAGAUCAACAUAAACACAUGGUUACCACUACACAGGCCAAGAGUUUGACCGAGUUGGUGUUCUGCAUGGCCUUGCUACACACUGUGCUCUCACAUAGAAGGCUGUUCUAUCAACUUGGCUUCAACAAAGACUACUCAUGGGGAGUAUCAGACCUGAAGGCUAUGAUGUCAUGUCUUAAUUGGUGCAACAAAGGGGAAUCCCCCUGGCAGAGCAUCCAGACUCUGAGGACCUUCAUCAGUCACCUGGUGUAUGGUGGUCAUGCUGACAUCUUGGAUGACGCUGAGAUUGUGGAUUCUUUGAUUGACAGCUUGCUCCAGCCAUGGGCAAGUCUCAAGAAAAUGCCCUCUUCCAUGGGAGCCGAAUCUCUUCUAGCUUCUCUAGUGACCGAGAUGAGUCGAGGGAGGCGCUCUGGUAGCUCCGGUGCUAACAUGGUCGCUAGGAGAUUCCAGCAUCUUUUCAAUACGAUGCAGGAUGAUGUGGAGCCGGCUCAUCUUGGGUUAGCACCCAAUGCACAGAAGCUCCAAGAGAAAAGAUCAAGCAGAUAUCUCUCUGAUGCUCUCCAAGCUCUUGAACGUUGUAGACCUGUCCAUCAAACCUGGUGUUGCCAGGCCCUUCCUAAGCUCCUCCUCUCCCUGGAGGAAGAACUCUCAUGUAUCCCACCGCUGCCACCUGCAUCUCCAGAAUCCCUCAACCAUCUCCAGAACUUCAUCUCCGCCGAGAUCUCCAUCCUGUCCAGUCUCCUUGACCGCGUCCAGACCGAUCUUGACCUCCUCCUGAAGGCGGUCGUAGGAGAGGCAGCCCUCGCGCCUGACGUCCAUGACAUCCUCACCGCUCUCAGCCGCAACGUCAUCCCCAGCAGGUGGGACCUCCUUCGGGGUGGUGUCCCACCGAGUAGGACCUUGUUGCCGGACUGGAUGAAGGCGUUGAGGAAGACGGUGGAGGCCAUGCGUGGCUAUGUGGAUAUGGGUGAAGCGGUGGCACCGUACUACAGACUGGAAUCCUUUUCUCAUCCUAAGGCGUUCAUGGAUGCUGUUAUGCUGGAACAUGGGAGAAAGGAAUAUCUGGAACUACACCAGCUUCAGAUGAACAUUGAGGUUACAGGCAUGGAGAAAUGCCCAUUGAAGGCCCCUGCCCAAGGGGUCUACCUGUUGGGUCUUGCCCUCCACAACGCAAACUGGGACCCCAAACGGUCUCUCAUCCAACUUCCCAACUCCACCUCUCCAUCCCACCACUCUUCUCCUCUCCCUGUUGUGUGGCUCAAGCCCACAGCCAUCGAGCACCACACACCGACAGGAAGUGAGAAGGGAUCACCACUCUCUGUCUACCCUUGUCCAGUCCACAUUGGAGAUGUGCGCACAGAGGAGCUUUACAGGAGCGAGGCAGUAUUGAAGGUUGAUCUGGCCUGCACGUUAGAUUCCAACAUGUGGAAACUGAAGAGAGUCUAUGCUACGUCUUCAUGAACAUAUCUCCAUUGAAGCAAGGAAAACCAUACCUUUCUUAUGAUAAUCUAUUAAUUUUACAAUAUAUAUGUAGAAUGAGUAAUUAAAUAAUCUUGUGUGCAAGUAAUACAUCAAAAUGUUGUAUAACAGAAAGUAAGAUAUCAAAAACAAAAGAUUUAACAUUGUUUUGAAUGAAACAUCGUACAGUAGAAGGCUGUAUAAUGGAAAAUUAUAUAGCAUAAAUGAAGGUUCUGACAUUUAAAAAAAUGAGAACUUGGUUAUAUAAAUAUCAAGGUUGAACAUUGUAUUUUAAUUACCUAACAUGAGACUUCUCCAAAAUGAGUUCCAUAUAAUUAUACUAUAAUACAAUAAUAACAAUAUUUAGCAAUAUUAAUGAUAAAUGUUUCUAAGCGCUGCAAUUACUCAGUGUACAUCUACAAGACUGUACUAUGAUUAAGGGAGAGCUUUGUUUGCACUGCACACACUAUGUAUGUGUACUUGGUAAAUGAAUAGCAUCUAAUGACAUGUAAACAUUACUUCAGUUGUUCUUGAGAUACUGUAGUAGUAUUGGUUUAUGAUGUCAUAAUUAUUUAAAUACAAAGUAAUGGUAAGGGAAAGUGAAGUAUGUGAUGCAUUCAAUCUUGUGACAAGAAUAUUUAAUCCAUCAUAAUCAUUCCUCUACACAUUAAAAACAAAAACCAAGACUCCAUUCUGUCUACACAUUCCGUCCAAGUUUAUGCGUAUUCAAUAGCACUAGUACUAUAUAUACAUGUAUAUCCUAUUUAAUACAUUUAUAAAAUCGAAUAGAAUCUGAUGCAAAAUGCAACACCUUGACAAUACAGUGACAUCAAAAAUAAAUUAUAUCAGAAGCAAAAUAUGCAGAUGUACUUGUUGAAAUUGUACUAAUUUUUCAUUUAGAUAAUACAUUCUAUUGAUUUCCAUGUACAGCACACGUUUGUUGAAUUUGAUGAUUUGAUAAUGAACCAUGAACUAUUCCAUCCAUUUUUGUACAUAUCUGUAUAGAACAUUGUAUAUCAAAACUUACAUGUGUAAAAGCUUGACAAAGUGCCAUUCAUACACCUUAUCUUAGGAAAAUGUAAAUCUGAAGUGUUGUAUGGUAUUGUGAUAUAUAAAGAUUAUUUUAAUUCAUUCAAUAAAGCUUUAUACAACAAAAGUAUUCAAUUAUUAUGAAGCAAGUGAUGAAAAGUAACAGAUUCAUAUAUAAUCAAAUAGAUAUGUAUAUACAAGAAAUAACUAGUUUUUAUUAAUAUACUAACUGUGAAAUGACAUGCCAUUUGCACCGUUCACUGUAUGUUAUAUCAGUGACACAUGAAAAUAUGAGUAUGAACAUGCAGUCUAUCCCACCAAUUGAAAGAUAAUUUUAUCUGUCUAUUUGCUUUGCUAUCUUUGUAAAUUAAUUCUUUCAAGUGCAGUUAAUUGGUUACUGUAAUUACAAUACUUUGUUAAGAAUCAUUUUGAAGAUAGUAUACCAGUGAAAAUGGAAGUUGGCUAUUGUUAACACUGUGUACAUUUGUAAAUACCAUAUGGAAUUGCAUAGUGAAAUGAAAGUGUGAUUAUACAUGGUUUACAAUAUGUCAGUGUAGCUAUUGCAGGUAUUUAUUUUAGAGUAUAUAAGUAUGGAUGUUAUGAGAAAAAGGGGGGAAAGAUCCCUCACACACAAAGCACUAGCUAUAAGUCUUUCUAUAAAAGUGGUCAAUGAUUGUACAUACUAAGCUUGACGAAAACAUUCCAUCCAUUUCAUCUAUGCACUUCUUUCCUGUUUUUAGCUUUUUUUCCUGUAAGAUAAUUCAGAAAUAUAUAAUGUGUGCCUAUACAUGUAUAUAAUAGCACUUGGUGUUUAUAUACUGUGAAAGUGUGUCGAUUGUUGUGUGAUAAUAAACCUAAACAUGGUAAGAUCCGA
Molecule: messenger RNA, 18103 nt
Organism: Strongylocentrotus purpuratus (purple sea urchin)
Lineage: Eukaryota; Metazoa; Echinodermata; Echinoidea; Camarodonta; Strongylocentrotidae
Product: dynein heavy chain domain-containing protein 1
Exons: 86
Coding region: 214-16203 (5329 amino acids)
Biological process (GO): microtubule-based movement
Cellular component (GO): dynein complex
Molecular function (GO): ATP binding; dynein intermediate chain binding; ATP hydrolysis activity
Source: RefSeq, a predicted model, not a curated record